UACUCCAUCUCUCUCUCUCUCUCUUUCUCUCUCUUCAUCCCUCUCUUUUUACACACCCCACCCCCCUGAUUUGAAAACUAUACCACCACCAACGCGAGGAGCGUCGCGGCGACCAGCCACCACGCUUUACCUGAAUCGAGUCUCCCGGGAUGCUGCAAUUGUUGACAACUCCAAACGAUAGAAGAGUAGGGGGAGGAGGAGGAGGACUACGACACGAUUCGUGGGGUGCUCCCAAAUCGGCAUUUCGACCUCAACACCCCGAACGAGCAGUUCGCGUGUUACCAUGCGCGGCACCCCCUUCAACAAAAUUUCACGUCGAAUGGUUACGGAUGUUGUAACAACGGGGGUGUAGCGCAAACGCGACGGUAGCGAACAAUUUUUGCUCAAAAAAUAAAGUGUUUCUUUUUUCUGAUAUAGAGAGUGUUUAUCAUAUGCAGUGAUGGAAAUUAUUUCAUUAUUAUUAGUGAUAAUAUUGCAAUAAAAUUUUGGAAUAAAAGUGGUGCGUGCAAUUAUUUUUAUGUGAUUUUUGGGAUUGUGACUAAAGAGAGAGAAAAAAAAAAAAGAGUUUGGAAAAAAAUUAGGAUGUCAUUACCAAGGGGUGUUGGUUUAGGUGUGGAUGUGGGACAGUUAAUGCAACAUCAACAGCAGCAACAGCAACAUCAUGUGUUGCCGGCUGCAUUUUUUUUGCGAGCCAGUGCUGAACGUUAUCAAAGGACACCAAAGUGUGCUAGGUGUAGAAAUCAUGGUGUUGUGUCAGCAUUAAAGGGACAUAAACGAUAUUGUCGUUGGCGUGAUUGUGUUUGUGCAAAAUGCACUCUUAUUGCAGAAAGACAGAGGGUCAUGGCUGCACAGGUUGCACUGAGAAGACAACAGGCACAGGAGGAAAGUGAAGCACGAGAACUUGGAUUGCAAUUGCAAUAUAAUAAUGGGAGUUGUACAACAGCUCCGGUUAUGCCAACAACAACGGGUGUUGGUACUCCUGCCGGAAGUCCUCCACCACCACAUCCUGGACAUGUUGCAAGUCCAGUGGGUCUUGCAAUUCCGUCCGCAGCUGCAGCGGCUGCAGCAGCUCAAAUUCAAACGCAAUUGCAACAUCAGCAAAAUGAUUGUGGAAUACUUCAACGAAUGAGAAUACCACAACAAGAUGAUUAUCGACCAUCAGUGAAGACGGAAAAAAAUGACACAAUUGCUCAUAACAAUUCUAUUGUCAACGUUCCAGGUUCAAAAAGAGCGAGAAUUUCAGUUGAUACAUUAGAGGAAGAUGAUCGAGAUUCGGAUUCAGGUCCUGAUAUUCUUGGUGAUCGAGCUUCGACUAAAAUGAAACAUUCAGCAUGCAGUACACGAUCAAGAUCACCCUCAAGAUCUCGUUCACGUUCACGAUCACGUUCGAAUUCGCGGAGUUAUGUAACGCCAAAUGCAACACACUUAGUGGCCACUAAUGAGCCAGAAGUAAUUGUUAAUCAAAAAUGUGAAAACAGUAUCAAUGAAUCGGAAGAUGGUAGCGCAGAACCUGGUACACCUAGUCCAACACAUACACCACCUUUAACACCAGCUUUAACACCCCAAAGAGAAGAUACCCCAGCGCCGGAGAAUUUAAGUCUUAGAAAAUCUGGAAGUCCACCACAAACACAACCUAGUCUACAAGCAAUGGAUCUUGUUAAUCCAAGACAUAAUUCGCCUCCCUCCUCAUUAGCGGUGAGUUUUCAAGCUGCAGCAGCCGCGGCGCAUUUUUCACCAUAUGCUCCUCUGUAUGGACCAGCAGCUAGUUCUUUAUAUUGUUCACCAGCGUUGUAUCAGCAUCAACCACAUCCUCAUCUUCAUGAACCGCGGGAAAUACAGAUGCAAAUGCAAAUGCAGAUGCAAAAUAUUCCACAACCUUGUGGUUUGCAAGUGCAACAACAGCAGCAACAGCAGAGGUCACCUGUGGAUGUGCUGCUGCGAGUAUUUCCCGGAAGGCGACGGAGUGAUGUGGAAGCUCUACUCCACAGAUGCAAAGGUGACGUAGUAUCGGCAAUGGAAGUAAUGGUUUGUGAAGACAGUCUACAACCAAAAUCAGCCUUUUCACCAUUGGCUGGUGCCCUUGCGUCGGCUGCUGUUGCGUCUGCAGCUUCUGCGACUGCAACCGCAGCUUAUGCAACGCGAAGUGCAUAUUGUGGUCCAAGUCCCCCAACGAGGCAUAGAUUUCUAGCUGCACCAUACACUGGAACAGGAUACCUGCCAACUGUCAUUAGGCCACCUAAUCAAGCGAAUCAUCCUAACGGAACCAACGACGCAUAUCGAGAAACUAGUCCUGACGACGCCAGCGAUAAAACGAGCUAUUCCGAGUGACCUGGACCAGGUCAGACCUCAUUCUGGUCCUUUUUGUAACACUUGAAUUCAUCACACAUCAGUAAGUUCCAAAAAAAUACAUUUCAAUGCUUUUUGGACAAUUUUCUAACAUUGGAUCAAUGGACACAUAAAUUUUUGAAUCCAAUAAUUGGUGCUCGUGAAUGUAAAUCGAGAAGGAUAAUUUUAUACAAAAAGAAAAUUAUUCCUUCAUAAGGAAGUGAUCUCGCGCGUUUCCCAUUUCUCGUGAAAAGGAAAAACAAUUUUUUAUGGACGAUUCUUGUCCAUAUGACAUAUCUCGAAAAAAAAAAAUAUUGUCAAGAACAAGAAGUUCUUAGAAAAAAAAAAUAAAUGCAUUUACAACAAAAUGUAAGUAUAUAAUAGAGAUGUAAGUGUGUAGAUACGAAGAAUUCAAUGCAGUACGUAUACAUAAGUUGCUGAUGAGUAUAUAAAUAAUGUGUGUAGGUGAACUUGUUAGCGUAUUCAAAAAAAAAGUAGUGAAUAAUUGAAAAUGUAAAUAAUUUGCUAGUUGAAUGCUAGUAGCGGACAAAAAAUUUAGAAAUCCGAAAGCUUUUCACAUUGAAACGAUAAAGAAUUAUUCAUUUUGAAAGCCUUUGAAACUAAAAAAAAUUAAAAAUAAUUUGUCAUUAAAUAUGAUUUCAUUUUACUUAAAAUCAAAUUUCAAAGGCUUUUGAAUAUGAAUAUGUAUGUUGUACAAAGAAUGAUUGAAAAAUCUCCCAAAAAACAAUUGUACUUUCCUUUUUCAUAAACAAAAAACUGUAUGCAAAAUUUUUUGCCAUUCUCGCUCUAAACUGAAAAAAUACGUAUACGCAAAAUAAUAAUUAAUACGUGUAAAAUUUCUGUAAGAUGUUUAACCAGAUAUUGACUGCUGACAGUGAGAUUAUAAAAAAAAAAAAAAAAAAAAUUGGUAACAAUUAAGUAACAAUUUUUCUGUAGGUAAAUUUGUUGUGUACGAAUUUCGAAUGUAUAGACCGGAAACCUCAAAUAA
Messenger RNA from Leptopilina boulardi, 3334 nucleotides. RefSeq names its product doublesex- and mab-3-related transcription factor A2-like (gene dmrt99B). Gene Ontology annotation, molecular function: protein binding; RNA polymerase II cis-regulatory region sequence-specific DNA binding; DNA-binding transcription factor activity, RNA polymerase II-specific. Gene Ontology annotation, cellular component: nucleus. The record is from RefSeq and is a predicted model, not a curated record. The transcript has 5 exons. The coding region runs from base 583 to 2328 and encodes 581 amino acids. Gene Ontology annotation, biological process: regulation of transcription by RNA polymerase II; sex differentiation. Lineage: Eukaryota; Metazoa; Arthropoda; Insecta; Hymenoptera; Figitidae.